GAGAAAGGACGAAAGAAGAAAUCGGAGCGGAGAUGCCAGGCCUGACGCUCGGCGACACCGUCCCCAACCUCGCCGUCGACACCACCCACGGCAAGAUGAAGCUCCACGACUUCAUCGGCGACGCCUGGACCAUCCUCUUCUCUCAUCCCGGGGACUUCACGCCCGUGUGCACGACGGAGCUCGGGAAGAUGGCGGCGUACGCGCCGGAGUUCGAGCGGAGAGGGGUGAAGCUCCUGGGCCUGUCCUGUGACGACAUCGAGUCGCACAAGGCGUGGAUCAAGGACAUAGAGGCCUUCACGGUUUUAUCUAAUUUGGUUCAUUGUGAUCGCCGAUCUAAGCCUGGGGCCAAGGUGACGUACCAGAUAAUCGCCGACCCGAACAGAGAGAUCAUCAGAGAGCUCAACAUGGUUGACGCGGAUGAGAAAGACGCCUCAGGGAAGGAAGUUCCUUCAAGAGCUCUGCACAUCGUCGGCCCUGAUAAGAAGAUCAAGCUGAGUUUCCUCUACCCGGCGAGCACGGGGAGGAACAUGGACGAGGUGGUGAGGGUGCUCGAGUCCCUGCAGAGGGCGGCCAAGCACAAGAUCGCCACCCCGUGCAACUGGAAGCCGGGGGACCCAGUUGUCAUCUCGCCGUCCGUCUCCAACGAGCAGGCGAAGGAGAUGUUCCCGCAGGGCUUCAAGACCGCCGAUCUCCCGUCCAAGAAGGAUUACCUCCGCUUCACUCACGUCGAUUAAGCUCCGCCCCUGCUCCGGCGUUCAGCCCGCCUUCGUUGCUAAGACUGGAGCAGUUAG
This is a messenger RNA of Rhodamnia argentea, 791 nucleotides long. Its product is annotated as 1-Cys peroxiredoxin. Gene Ontology annotation, biological process: cellular oxidant detoxification; cell redox homeostasis. Gene Ontology annotation, cellular component: mitochondrion; cytosol. The coding region runs from base 33 to 734 and encodes 233 amino acids. The transcript is spliced from 5 exons. NCBI's taxonomy places the organism in Eukaryota, Viridiplantae, Streptophyta, Magnoliopsida, Myrtales, Myrtaceae. The record is from RefSeq and is a predicted model, not a curated record. Gene Ontology annotation, molecular function: peroxiredoxin activity.